GCUGUCGCUCGUAGUGUCCACAAUUGUAACUAAGUUGCCAAUUUAUGAAGUUUACACCCGUGGUUUUGCGGCGUUUGUGCAAUUCAAUCAUAUUUCAAUCGUGUUAAUAAUAACUUUAACCGAAAAUACUUCCCUAGCUCGCUUCGCAGACUAUCUAGAGGCGUCUUUGCUGGUACACGUUUUCUCAAGUUGUAAAUAACUCUUCAGGAAUGGUAAUGGAGGCUCCCCCAUCUCCCCAAAGUGUAGGAAGGGAAUUCGUUCGACAAUACUACACUUUGCUGAACAAGGCCCCUGCUCAUCUACACCGAUUUUACAACCAAAACUCUUCUUUCAUUCAUGGCGGUUUGGACCCACCGAAUCGCGAAACCAGCCCUGUCAUCGGCCAGAAACAAAUCCACCAAAAAAUCCAACAACUGAAUUUCCACGACUGUCAUGCUAAGAUCACCCAGGUUGACUCUCAAGCCACUCUCGGCAAAGGCGUUGUCGUCCAAGUGACCGGCGAGUUAUCCAACGCCGGUCAACCGAUGCGUCGUUUCACUCAAACCUUCGUAUUGGCCGCCCAAAGUCCCAAAAAGUACUACGUUCAUAAUGACAUCUUCAGAUACCAGGACGAGAUCAUCUCCGAUGAGGAAUGCGAACCGGAAAACCGCUCUGAACCGGAAGACGAGACUCCGCAAGAGUGUCAAGUUUUGAACGAUGUCCAGCAGAUGAAUCAAGCGCCGAUCAACUACUACAAUCCGACUAAUACACCCAUGCAGGCUAAUAUGGCGCCGGUACCCCAUCACCAGCAACCCCAUGUUUUAGCUCCGCCAGCGGUGCCCCAGGUUAAUGGAGCGGUGCAUCCGGAUGAUAUCAGCGUAAUACCUGGACCUGUGCCCCAUGUCAAUGCCGCAGCUCAAGGACAGGUCAUUCCGACACCCAUCACCAAUAUCCAACCAUCGACGAUUGUACCACCGUUGAAUCCAACGGCGCCGGUCGAGGAAGCCCAAAAUGAACUCCAGAAUGAGGAGCAACCGGAAAUUAAUUACAAUGAAGUGAACGAGCAGGAAAAUGAACAAGAUUUGAACCAAGAGCCGGUGGCGUCUAAUGAACCUAAAACCUACGCUAAUUUGUUAAAAUCUGGCAACAACGUACCGUUUAAUAAUCCACCAAUGGGUACUUCAGGACCGGCUCAGCAACCACGAGCUGUAUCACCGCCGAAUAUGGGGCCCAGGGGAGAACAAGGAGGUCUAGGAAAUCGUAAUAACAUGAACCGUGGACCUAGGGUUAACCAGCAAAGAGUUCAGAAACAAGAUUCGGUUCGGGGAGCCCCCGGUCGGCCUUCUUUUAACGAAGAAGAUGAUCGGAAACGACCUCAAGGAAACAAUUUCGGCGAUCAAAACCAACUGUUUCUGGGAAAUUUGCCCCACAAUGCGACCGAGGAAGAGUUACGAGAGAUUUUCUCUGAAUUUGGUUCAAUUCUCGACUUGAGGGUUCACACAAAACCAGCCAAUAAAGCAACACUUCCAAACGGUCGUGCCCCACCAAAUUACGGUUUUAUUACUUAUGAAACACAAAGUGGUGUUCAAAAUUGCUUAGCUGCAAAGCCGAUUUAUUACCCGAAAGAUGACAAAAACGGCACUCAAUUGAACGUUGAAGAAAAGAAGACCAAGGAUCGUCAGUCGUACGGAAGCGGUCGUCCAAGUAGCAAUGAUAAUCGUUCGCGCGAUUCCGGUCCUCGUAGGAGCGGUCCGGGUCUGGGAGGAGCCAAUAGAAACAACGCAACGGGAGGGAGUCAAUCGGGUAUAAUACCGAAUCGGACCAACAACUAUAAUAGAGGCGGAGGACCCCCGAAUCGAGGUCCGAACACGUACAAUCGUCGCUAAUAUGUCUUUGUCGUAUCAUAAAGUGAACUUCGCGCGAACGAAUUGUGAAUGGGACGUGUACAGUGUUCAAGAACGGAUCAAGACGUUAGUGCCAAUAGUGGUUCAUUAGCUGCAUAUUUACAUCAAACCAUUUCUUUUUCCUCUUGUUUAGGGUUGUUGGACAAUGUCCGAAUUGAUAUCCACCAAUCAAUACUAAUAGUUCUCUUUUUCAAGUACUUAUUGGCUGUGUUGUAUAAUGCGAUUGGUUGAUAAAAAAAUGGUAUCGUUCGGAGGUUGAGUAACGAUAAAAAACAAUGUUUCGAGCAGUUUUAUGGUUUGAACUUAAAUAUAAGCAGGUCACCACGGGUCAUACGUUACAAUUAUUUUACAUAACCUAACAGCUGUAUGCAUGUUGAUGUUAGUAGCUGCUAACUCGUAACUAAAUUUUCUACUAGACCCUUAUUUUUUAUUUUUUAAUGCCAAAUGUACAUUAUAUAGGAAAUGUACAUAAAUAAAGAUUUGAAUAAAAAGUAGUCUUUUUAUGUGAGUAUGAUAUUAAAGAAAUUAGUAGAAAAUUUAGUGUAUUUAGCUUCUAAGGUCACCUAUUCAUAUGGUUCUAAACAUAAUUAAGAACUUUUGCAAUUGUAUUUUUUCAGUUACUUUUAAGUAUUUAUCUUUUUUUAAGGUUCAUUAAGUACUUUCUUUCGAAAAUUAUUUUAUUCAAGUUGUAUCCAACGUCAAACGCAACUUGAUUUAUUAUACACAAUAGAAAGUUUUUAUCUUUUGCAGCUAACCAAUUUUGAUUUUAUCAAAAUUUUUAAUCAGUCACCCAGCCAUAAUUUUUGUUAAAUGCUUUAAAGUGUUUGUGUCCAUGUUAAGUUCAAGUUACAUGUAAAUAAAUAGAGGGUGUAUUCCCCAUUUUAUUUAAGGUAGCAUGUGAAAGCGUUUUGUUAAUUUUUAUAAAUUUGUCUGGUGAAAAAGUGGAAUGUUAUUUACAGGCUUAGUUUCACUUUUUUAAUUCCCUAGAUUUUUGUUACAGUAUUUGUUCCUUUUUCCCUGUGAUAAAUCACCUUUUCUCUCAAAAAAUACACUUGACACCGUUUUAACCAAAGUUCUUCCUUCGCUAAACUAAGACUUGUGCAGGUUCCACUAGUCACAAUUCAACUUUCAGGAUCUUUUCAGUUUGUCGUUCCUGUAAUAUUGUCAAAUUGUUAUUAGUAACAUUAAAGGAAAUUGUUACAGCAA
Tribolium madens (black flour beetle) is the source of this 3089-nucleotide messenger RNA. It is a transcript of the gene rin, whose product is annotated as ras GTPase-activating protein-binding protein 2. Gene Ontology annotation, cellular component: cytosol; ribonucleoprotein complex. NCBI's taxonomy places the organism in Eukaryota, Metazoa, Arthropoda, Insecta, Coleoptera, Tenebrionidae. The transcript has 7 exons. Gene Ontology annotation, molecular function: mRNA binding. The record is from RefSeq and is a predicted model, not a curated record. Bases 210 to 1865 code for a protein of 551 amino acids.